GAGAGGAAGCGGUUCCAUUAAUGAGCUGCUGAUAACUGGAGCCUGUUGUCUGUUUCACAUUGAAGGCUGCAGGAGGAGGACAGAGACAUGUGCACCAGCGUCCAGCCCACUGAGUGGACCGCCGACCUCAAAAACCAGAAUUUUGAUGGCCUCAUCUUGGUGACCCAGAGCCAUGACACUCUCCCUGCUGAGCUGGAGAGCCUGAAAGCGCCGCUGCAGGAUUACAGCUCUGUGGACAGCGGUUUGGGGGAUGAGGUGGUGCUCAUCAAGGUUCCCAGUCUUCCCGGGAACCGCCUGAUAUUUGCCUCUACCGGCCCAGUGAACCGGGACUACGAUGAUGUCAGACGUUUCAGUGACGCCGCGGUCAAAGGCAUCAAACGUGCCUUGAAAGCUGGCAUGCAGCGCCCCCUGCUGGUUUGCCCCCCUCACAAGGACUACAAGGACAACGCCCUGGCGGCUGCACUCGGUGCCCUCCAUGCCCUCUACAUGCCGCUUGAAGUGCGAGAGGCGAACAUCAAGUUGUCGGUCCACAAGGUGUGCGUUCUGGGGCUGUGGGCGGCGCAGGAGGCCGAGGGCCGGCGACUGGUGGAGCUGGCCAACGCUCUGGAGAGUGGAAGACUGGCCUACCGCGACAUCGGCGGCUCUGACCCUGAACGCAUGGCGGCUCCUCGCGUGGCCGAAUACGUCCAGGAACUGUUCAAGAACAGCCCUGUGAAGGUGGAAGUGCUGAGCAACGUGAACACUCUGGAGAAGGAGUAUCCAUGUCUGGCUGCAGUGAACCGCUGCGCUAACAAUGUACCUCGUCAUCAGGCGAGAGUCAUCAAGCUGCAGUACUGUGGAGAGGGACCGAUCCAGAAAACACUCAUGUUGGUUGGAAAGGGCAUCACCUACGACACAGGAGGAGCAGACAUAAAGGCCGGAGGCUUCAUGGCCGGGAUGCACAGAGACAAGUGUGGAGCUGCUGCUGUUGCUGGAUUCUUCCAGAUUUUAGCCCAUCUGAAGCCGAGACAUCUGAAAGUGUUCGGUGCGAUGACCAUGGUGAGGAACAGUGUGGGUUCAGACUGCUACGUUGCAGACGAGCUGGUGGUCUCCCGCGCCGGUCGCAGAGUCCGGGUGGGAAACACAGACGCAGAAGGCCGUAUGGUGAUGGUGGAUCUGCUCUGUGAGAUGAAGGAGAAGGCGGCGCAGGAAGUUUCCCCGCAUAUCUUCACGAUUGCGACUCUGACUGGUCACGCCAUCAGAGCCAUGGGACCAAACUAUUCAAUCAUCAUGGACAACGGGCCGGCCCACCGCAACGGGAACGCCGCUCAGUGGCAGAAAGCUGGAGACGUGCUGGGCGACGUGUUUGAGAUUUCCAACAUCAGGCGGGAGGAUUACGAGUUCCACAAGGGCCCGUCUGAGUACGAGGACAUCCUGCAGAGCAACAACCUCCCGUCCUCCGCCACACCGCGAGGACAUCAGACCCCCGCGGCCUUCCUCAUCAUGACCUCGGGCCUCGACAAGCAUGGAGUCGACUCGGACGCGCCUCUGCCCUACUCCCACAUCGACAUCGCCGGCUCCAGUGGUCCUUUCCCCGGAGUCCCCACAGGGGCCCCCAUUGUUGCUAUGGCAACCAACUACAUCUUUCAAGAUGGCCACUAAAAAAAAAUAUUGAUUUAAAAAAUAAACAUGCAUACCUUCUCAAACUUCUAUGAAACGCACCUAAUCUAAUCAUUUUCCUUCAAAUUGAAUCUUGUGAAAACCUCAGGUUUGUCUUUCUGACUGUUUCUAACUUUCUUCCUUUCUGAAUCAUGGGUGGAAGAAUCCUGCAAAGUGACCUGACUCAGCAAAGUGACCUGACUCAGCAAAAUGACCUGACUCAGCAAAAUGACCUGACUCUGCAAAAUGACCUGACUCUGCAAAAUGACCUGACUCAGCAAAGUGACCUGACUCAGCAAAGUGACCUGACUCAGCAAAAUGACCUGACUCAGCAAAGUGACCUGACUCAGCAAAGUGACCUGACUCAGCAAAGUGACCUGACUCAGCAAAAUGACCUGACUCUGCAAAAUGACCUGACUCAGCAAAAUGACCUGACUCAGCAAAAUGACCUGACUCAGCAAAGUGACCUGACUCAGCAAAGUGACCUGACUCAGCAAAGUGACCUGACUCAGCAAAGUGACCUGACUCUGCAAACUCUCAGGGGUUUAAAUUUAGACAUUUAUGAAACAAAAUUUUGCUCGUUACUCAAUAAAGAAGUGGGGUUUAUGGUUUACCACUA
Molecule: messenger RNA, 2257 nt
Organism: Poeciliopsis prolifica (blackstripe livebearer)
Lineage: Eukaryota; Metazoa; Chordata; Actinopteri; Cyprinodontiformes; Poeciliidae
Exons: 16
Coding region: 88-1641 (517 amino acids)
Biological process (GO): proteolysis
Cellular component (GO): cytoplasm
Molecular function (GO): manganese ion binding; metalloaminopeptidase activity
Source: RefSeq, a predicted model, not a curated record